Verticillium dahliae VdLs.17 is the source of this 1338-nucleotide messenger RNA. RefSeq lists its product as uncharacterized. NCBI's taxonomy places the organism in Eukaryota, Fungi, Ascomycota, Sordariomycetes, Glomerellales, Plectosphaerellaceae. Gene Ontology annotation, biological process: ergosterol biosynthetic process. Gene Ontology annotation, molecular function: 3-beta-hydroxy-Delta5-steroid dehydrogenase (NAD+) activity; 3-beta-hydroxysteroid dehydrogenase [NAD(P)+]/C4-decarboxylase activity. The record is from RefSeq and is a predicted model, not a curated record. Bases 1 to 1338 code for a protein of 445 amino acids. The transcript has 2 exons. Gene Ontology annotation, cellular component: endoplasmic reticulum.
AUGGCGCGCAGAAUCAGCAAAGGAAACCUAUCAAAAGAUGGAGAAGUAACCUUGCGAUUGGGGCCCGCAUCUUCCGCCCAAGCUUGCAAGGCGCUAUAUCGUUGUUUGGUCGGUGGCCAAAUUGUACUUCAGCUCCUACAACGCGGUCAGGCGCCGUCGUCAAUUCGUAUCAUUGACUUUGUUCCACCAACACGGGACGAACUCCAGACCCCUAUGGCCAAAGACGUGGAAUUUGCUCAAACGGACAUCUCGUCUGAAGCCUCUACUCUUGCCGCAUUCAAGAAGCCGUGGCAAGCAAUAUCUGCCAAGCUCCCCUUAACUGUCUUUCAUACUGCCGCUGCCAUCCGACCUUCAGAACGUCAUCCUUUGGUGUACCACCGCCAUGCCCGUGUCAACGUCGGCGGAACCGCUAAUGUGCUUUCUGCUGCGAAAAGCGCUGGAGCCGACAUCUUCAUCUUCACCUCGUCCUGCUCUGUGGCACUCCGUCCCGUGACCUGGUUCAGCCCGUUGUGGCGACGUUGUCCGACAAACAUUGUCCAGACGAUGACUGAAGAUGACUUCUCUGCCCCAUUGCGACCGCGCGAAGAUUUUCCCUCCAACUAUGCGCGUAGCAAAGCCGAGGCUGAACGUCAUGUCUGCGCAGCUGACUCUCCUGUCUCGGGCCUGCGUACCGGUGCCAUCCGACCUGGCAACAGCAUCUAUGGCGGCGCGGGUGACUUCCUCGUUAGUGCCACCUUGAAUCUUCCAUCCCUUCCUACCUGCACAGCUCCUUGGGUACAAAAUUGGGCUCACGCAAGCAACGUCUCCCUCGCUCAUUUACUGCUCGAAGCCGCGUUGCUGGGGCCCCAUGUGGACAAGGCACGUAUUGCUAGUCGGCCCUUUCUUGUCACCGAUGCGGGACCCCCCUUGCGCUUCGAUGACUUUUACACUGCCAUGAAGGCCGUGGCCGCCACAUUUCCGACCGUCCGAUACCCUCCGCCCGUUCUUAUGAUGGCCAUUGCGCGGAUCAUCGAACUUUGGUGUGUGACGCUAUGGAAAUCGCCAUUUUUGGCCCGUUUGGGCAUGAGGGAGCCGAAGAAUCCUCUGUACUUGCUGCAACCAGCAUGCUUCACAGCGGCUGUGAACUGCCUCAUUGACGACUCGGCGGCAAAGAGGCCGGUCGAGGAGGGUGGCAUCGGAUACCAGGCGCGAUGCACGACUCUGGAGGGGAUCUGCAUGCAGCUGUUGCACUUGAACCGUUCGGUCCCAAACAAACGAGUGAAUGGAAAAGAAGCAACGAGAAGUAUCUUGAAGGAUGUGAUUGAGGUAAGAGCGGAACCUGCUGCAGGGGUUGCUUGA